Messenger RNA from Peromyscus maniculatus bairdii (prairie deer mouse), 1204 nucleotides. RefSeq names its product olfactory receptor family 10 subfamily A member 4 (gene Or10a4). NCBI's taxonomy places the organism in Eukaryota, Metazoa, Chordata, Mammalia, Rodentia, Cricetidae. Gene Ontology annotation, biological process: G protein-coupled receptor signaling pathway. Gene Ontology annotation, cellular component: membrane. Gene Ontology annotation, molecular function: G protein-coupled receptor activity; olfactory receptor activity. The record is from RefSeq and is a predicted model, not a curated record.
AUGACCUGGGGAAACUGGACAACUGUUAGGGAAUUUAUUCUUGUGAGCUUCUCAACAUUGUCCUAUGAGCUACAGGCUCUAUUAUUUCUCUUGUUUUUGAUCAUUUACCUAGUCACACUCAUGGGCAAUGUUCUAAUCAUUCUGGUUACUACAGCUGACUCUGCCCUGCAAAGCCCUAUGUACUUCUUUCUCAGAAACUUAUCUUUCCUGGAAAUAGGCUUCAACUUGGUCAUUGUUCCCAAAAUGUUGAGUACUUUGAUACUCCAAGACAAAACCAUCUCCUUCCUUGGCUGUGCCACUCAGAUGUAUUUCUUCUUCUUCUUUGGGGCUGCUGAGUGCUGCCUCCUGGCCACAAUGGCAUAUGACCGCUAUGUGGCGAUCUGUGAUCCCUUGCGCUACCCAGUAAUUAUGAGCCGCAAGUCCUGCGCCCAGCUGGCAGCUGCCUCUUGGUUCGCAGGGUUCCCAGUGGCCACUGUGCAAACUACGUGGAUUUUCAGUUUCCCUUUUUGUGGCCCCAACAGGGUGAACCACUUCUUCUGCGACAGCCCCCCUGUCAUAGCCCUGGUUUGUGCUGAUACUUCACUAUUUGAACUGGAGGCUCUAACAGCUACUGUCCUAUUCAUCCUCUUUCCUUUCUUAUUGAUCCUGGGUUCCUAUGUCCGCAUCCUCUCCACCAUCUUCAGGAUGCCUUCAACUGAGGGGAAACACAAGGCCUUCUCCACUUGCUCCUCCCAUCUCCUGGUUGUCUCCCUCUUCUACAGCACUGCCAUCCUCAUGUACUUCAGGCCACGCUCCAACACCUCCCCUGAGCACAAGAAAAUGGUGUCGCUCUCCUAUACAGUCAUCACGCCCAUGUUGAACCCCAUCAUCUACAGCUUAAGGAACAAUGAGGUGAAGACUGCACUGAGGCGAGUCAUUGGCAGAACUCUGAAUCCUCGGAAACUGUGACUGACUCGGACAGGCACCGGCAAGGACACAGUGGAAGGACAAAACAAGGAACAUUGAAUUCCCCAAGUUUCUACUCUUUUAGGGGAUACUGUGUACCUACUGAAGUUUUGGAAUCUCCACUAGGAUCCAUUUGAGAAUGAAAGAACACAGAAGCUAAAGGAAACUGCUGGCUGACUCUGAGACUGGCCUACUAAGUUCCCUGCGGUAUUCCUGAUUACUUCAAUUAAGAUCCUUUGAAAGCUGACAAUUUCCUACA